This is a messenger RNA of Caenorhabditis angaria, 1115 nucleotides long. The record is from the annotation of a GenBank genome assembly. Lineage: Eukaryota; Metazoa; Nematoda; Chromadorea; Rhabditida; Rhabditidae.
AUGGAAAAUCCUCAUCAUACAGUGACAACAAAACGAAUGGAACGAUUCACAGCGGGUGGACAAUUAUUAUCGGUUACUGAUGUGGUAAGUAGAAGGUGUAGUCUAUUGCUUCUCCCAAAUUUCACUUUUUAAUACCCUUUUCUUUUUUCAAACAAUUUUUCUCGUUUCCAUUCUAGAAAACCACACAUUUUGACGAUCAAAUGCCGAGAACCAAUUAUUCAACUUCUACUUCUGGUUCAUUUGUCGGAAACAGGCCUCCUCAAGAUUCUGAAUUCACUCUUCGAUCAAAUUAUACUACAACCACAACAUUUCCAGCAGGAUUACCGCCAAGACCUCCACCAAGAGAAAGAGAAUAUUACCGGAUUCCUAGACCAAGUGUAGAACGGGAACGGGAACGCGAGCCACCGAGGGAGAGAGAAUAUCCUAUCAGAAGUAGGUUUUACAGAUCACAAAAAAAUUGUGUAGAUAUUUUCAGAAAUUGAUCGUGUUGUUCCUCAUGAAAUAAUUCGUGAGUAUAGCAAAAAUCCUAGCAAUGAGUCAACUGGAGAUUGGAGAACUACUGAUUCUUAUGUUCGCAAAACAUCGAUUCUCAAGUGAGAAAAAAUUUUUCGAUUUUUUGUAAAGAAAAGAUUGAUGCUGAAAUUUGCAGACCAACAUCUCAAACUCUUCCUCCACCACCACCUCCACCUUCUUACCAAUCUCGAACUUCAACAUCACAACGUGUCGAAUGGCGUGAACCUUUAGAUUGUCUUAUAAACCGAAUCAAUAGAAUCCGCCAAUCUAUGGCAUGUCACCCACUUCAACCUUCUGUCAGAUUAGCUGAUAUUGCAGCACAAUGGGCAAGAAUGUUAGCAUUGAGAGGGGAAUUCAGGUAAAUUCUUUUUUUUUUCGAAAACGUCAAUGUGAAACGCAAAUUUAGAACCGAUCGCGAGCGUUACAUGAAUAUUUGGAUGGGAAAUCGGGUGACUGAAUCUGUUGCUGAUACUUGGUGGGAUGAAUCGGAAGAAUAUGGAACGCGGAACUUUUUGGAUGAUACAAAUUUAUCGUGGGUUGGCGUAGCCAGUGUUUUUUCUGAACAGUAUAGGCAAUUUAUUGUUGUUGCGGUUUAUGAAUAA